AUGGGCACUGAGAACGUGGUGGUCAGAGACCGUCAGCGGCAUCUACGGAGAAAUGACAUGGAUGACAGAGCAGCGGAGGGAAGCUACAUCACAGGAGCAAGUACUGCGAACCAGAGAAUUGAGAGCUGGUGGGGAGUGAUGCGAAAAGAAGGAAUCGAACCGUGGAUCACGCUUCUGGCAGAACUGAAGGAUGAGGGAUUCUUUGCUGGGGAUUUCAUUGACAAAGCUCUGUCACAGUUCUGUUUCAUGCCAAUCAUUCAG
Xyrichtys novacula (pearly razorfish) is the source of this 261-nucleotide messenger RNA. The record is from the annotation of a GenBank genome assembly. NCBI's taxonomy places the organism in Eukaryota, Metazoa, Chordata, Actinopteri, Labriformes, Labridae.